UGUAUGUAUAAUUAGUGUGUGUGUAUACCUUCAUUAACAUUGAGAUGUGGGAGUUUUAGAGGGUGAAGAUGUACAUUUAUUCAUGCGACCUGAGGAGGAAUAUAUUGUUCCCGACAUUGUUGUCCCUUUAAAUAGUAGCCUCAGUGAACAACUGCAUGCAUGUAGGACAAUAUAUUUUAAUUUUAUUUCUGUGGGCUGUCUGUGGAUGCGUUAAACAUCUUAAUAGUUCUUUUAAAUUUAAAUAUUUGCCAAUUUAAAGUUUAUCGUUUAAGUUUAAAACCCGUGUCUUCCCAUUACUUUAAUGCUCUCUGCUGAAUGAGGUUUAAACCUUUUUAAAACACUUUUCUGUUAUGCACAUUGAUCUCAGUAGAAUAAGGUAUAGAUUUGUCUUUCCUGCUGUACUAGACUUGUGUUGGUUAAAAAAAUUGAUAUUACAAAAUUUAUGUUAAUCUUGAGUGCUUGGAGAAAAAUAUCCUGCUCCUAACCCUGGUCCUUGAUUACCUCUGUUCUGUGCAAUUCAGUGUUUUAUAUUUAGGUGCUCUAACACACCUGCCCUGAUUCAGAAAAGGCCAGAGCAUAUACACAGGUCAGAGAAAGUCAAACAGAGCGAAGGAGAAGAAGCAGAGGAGGCUUGAAGAAAGAGCAGCUAUGGAUGCUGUGUGUGCUAAAGUGGUUGCAGCCAAUAAGCUUGAAGAUCCACUGUCGGCUUUUCCAGUGUUCAAAAAGUAUGACAGAAACGGGUUAAAUCUGGAGAUUGAGUGUAAACGGGUGACUGCACUGUCUCCCAUCACUGUGGAGUGGGCCUAUGAGCUGACCAGAGCCAACGUACAGACAUUAUAUGAACAGAGUGAGUGGGGAUGGAAGGAGAGGGAGAAAAGGGAGGAGUUGAAGGAUGAGAGAGCAUGGUAUCUCCUGGCUCGUGAUGCCGAAUCAGCCCCUGUUGCUUUCUCUCAUUUUCGAUUCGAUGUCGAAUGUGGCGAUGAGGUGUUGUAUUGUUAUGAACUCCAGUUGGAGAGCAAGGUCAGGCGGAAAGGUCUGGGAAAAUUUCUCGUCCAGAUCCUGCAGCUCAUUGCCAACAGUACACAAAUGAAAAAGGUCAUGUUGACCGUUUUCAAACACAACCACGGAGCCUACCAGUUUUUCCGGGAGGCCUUACAAUUUGAGAUUGACGAAACUUCACCCAGCAUGUCAGGUUGCUGUGGAGAUGAGUACUCGUACGAGAUUUUGAGUCGACGGACAAAAUACGGCGAGGUGUCGGGUCAUGCGCAUGCUGGCGGCCACUGUGGAGGCUGCUGCCAUUAGGUGCUGGUCCUGCUGUUCUGUUACACAAACACUCCUCAUUCAAACCUCCUGUCAACAAUCAUGUUUGCCCUACGUUACCCCAUAUUUACAUCCCCUUAAGCCUAGUUCAGUCACGCAGUGUAGCCAAAAAGAACAAGAAACGAAAAGGAGCCGGUCAGAGCACCACUGAUGCGUUCAUCUUUCAGUAACUGGUAUUUAACAGUGUUUAGAGUGAGAAAUCUUGCAGUAGGUUACAGUUCAUAAGUUACUCAUAUAUGACUGUAAAUAAUGUGAAAUACAGUUUGGGUAGCUAAUUUCUUGAAUGUUUAGUCUUGUGUAUUGAGUGUGAAGUAGGUGACUGGAAAUUUGUAAUGAAAGUGAAAAGUACAUUAUCCAAAUGUCUUUCAGGUACAAAUUUGAUGCACACAAUGGUUUUGACUUGUACACAUCCAAAUUAAGUCAUGAUGUUAGCGAGAUCUAAAGCUUUGUUUACAUAACGUUUGGGUUUAAGCAUCAUAAAAGGUUAUCCUAUCACUAACUAUUGAGUUUGUAUAAGACCAAUUAAGGAUUUUUGCAAGAUUUUGCUAUUUUCUACCUCUGUGUUUGGUGUGAGGUUUUUUUUUUUAAAUUCGUUUUCACAGAAUUCAUUUAAAGGUGUUACUGUGCAGGCUUCAUAGUUAAGGAUGAGAAGCCAUGUUUGAGGUACAUGUAUGCUACAUGUUGCUCUUAAUGACAGUGUAAAAGUGAUGCAUUUUAAAGCUGUGAAGUGGUGACUGAACUAGGCCUGAACUAAUCUCUCAUCGAUGAAGGUCCUCCUUGUUGCUAAAUAUUUUUAACUUAAUAGCUGCCCGUGACUAAGGAAAAAUAAGUAUAUUCCCUCUCCAGCUUUAUGAAUCUUUGAACAACAGAGAUGGCAGUAAUGCUCAUGUGACAGCUCUGUAUAGUGAACUUUUCCUUUCACCUCAGGAACCAGCAUGGUGAGUAGAACAUCUACACAUCCCAUGAUGAUGACAAACAUCAUGGCAGGACUUUAGCCUACAAUUCUCUCUCUCUCCCAAGCUGCUGAUCAUUAAAGUGAGUUCAAGGGCAUGGCACACUAGCUGUUACUGCCAUUUUUUUCUCUAUUGCUCUGUCAGGGUACUUGUACAUACAUUUUAACAAAAUGCAAGGGGCUUACCUAAGUGUUGUAUUUCUUUAAUUAACCGAAUACAAUGAACGACUUUGUAUUCUUUAUAAUCGCUCAAACUGGUCAGUCUCAGGUCAUUCAACUAAGUAAAACCUAUAUCAAAUAUUUUAUAACGGCUAUCCCUAUCUAAUUGCUGAAGGGGCUGAUGCUUAUUGCAACCACACCCUUAGUGUAGAAAAGUGCUGUCCUUUUUUUAAAGUAUCACAGCCUUCUUUUAUCAUCUCAAAACAUUAGUUGUUUUUUUUUUUUUUUCUUUUUUCUUAACUGUAUAUAAUCUGUUUGACAUUAUCAUUUUAUUUACCUUCACAAGGUUUGUGGGGAGAAAUUACAUUGAGACCAUUAAAAAGUGAUGAGAUGUUUGGUAAAUGAGUAUUUCUGUGUCAUGCUUUGUUGUUGAUGCAGAAAGGGAAGUUAUUUCAGCUUUUGGUGUUUUAUUUGUUUGCAACAAAUAAACUGGUUUGACUCAAA
Molecule: messenger RNA, 2935 nt
Organism: Tachysurus vachellii
Lineage: Eukaryota; Metazoa; Chordata; Actinopteri; Siluriformes; Bagridae
Gene: naa40
Product: N-alpha-acetyltransferase 40, NatD catalytic subunit
Exons: 8
Coding region: 649-1302 (217 amino acids)
Cellular component (GO): nucleus
Molecular function (GO): histone H2A acetyltransferase activity; protein N-terminal-serine acetyltransferase activity; histone H4 acetyltransferase activity
Source: RefSeq, a predicted model, not a curated record